Neogale vison (American mink) is the source of this 4457-nucleotide messenger RNA. It is a transcript of the gene ZNF804A, whose product is annotated as zinc finger protein 804A. The record is from RefSeq and is a predicted model, not a curated record. Lineage: Eukaryota; Metazoa; Chordata; Mammalia; Carnivora; Mustelidae. Gene Ontology annotation, cellular component: nucleus. The transcript has 4 exons. The coding region runs from base 1 to 3621 and encodes 1206 amino acids.
AUGGAGUGUUACUACAUUGUCAUCAGCUCCACGCAUCUCAGCAACGGACACUUUCGCAACAUCAAGGGAGUUUUCCGGGGCCCUCUCAGCAAGAACGGGAACAAAACUCUGGAUUAUGCUGAGAAAGAGAACACCAUAGCAAAAGCUUUGGAAGAUCUGAAGGCCAAUUUUUAUUGCGAACUCUGUGACAAGCAAUACUAUAAGCAUCAAGAGUUUGACAAUCACAUUAAUUCAUAUGACCAUGCUCACAAACAGAGGCUCAAAGAACUGAAACAAAGGGAAUUUGCUCGAAAUGUAGCAUCUAAAUCCAGGAAAGAUGAAAGAAAACAGGAAAAAGCACUCCAACGCCUGCACAAGCUGGCCGAGCUAAGAAAGGAAACUGUGUGUGCUCCUGGAAGUGGCCCCAUGUUCAAGUCAACAACUGUUACUGUGAAAGAAAAUUGUAAUGAAAUUUCCCAAAGAGUUGUUGUGGAUGCAGUUAAUAACCAGGAAGAUUUCAAAUAUACUUUGAUUCAUAGUGAAGAGAAUACUAAAGAUGUUACUGCUGUUGCUGCAGAUCCAGAAAGUGCAAAUAUUACAGCAAAAAAUAACCAACUUGGGGAUCAAGCCCAAGGAAUCCACAGACACAAAAUUGGCUUUUCUUUUGCAUUUCCAAAGAAAGCUUCCGUGAAGCUGGAGUCCUCGGCAGCAGCCUUCUCUGAAUACAAUGAUGAUGCCUCUGUGGAAAAAGGAUUUAGCAGAAAAAGUAGAUUUGUCCCUGGUGCUUGUCAUCUUCAACUAUCUUCACCAACAGAUGUGCUGUUGAGUUCUGAGGAGAAAGCUAACUCUUUUCAUCCACCAGAAGGAAUGUGCAUUGACAAAGAAACUGCUCCAACUCAAGAGAUGAAAGAAGUUUCUAGUGAAAAAGAUACAUUUUCAUUACCUUCAUUUUGCCAGUUUCAAAUCCCUCUAUCCUCUGAUGCAGAUAAUUGCCAAAAUUCAGUCCCAUUAGCAGAUCAAAUACCACUGGAAGAUAUUAUUAUUAAUGAAGACAUAACUACGAGUGAUAACAGUUCUGAAUUGUUAGGAAAUAAAUCCACAGUUCUUGAUUUAGCUAAUGAUUGCUUAUCUUUGCAAGCUACCACAGAAGAAGCUGUUAAGAACAAUGAUGAGUCUACAGUUGAAGUUGCAAAUAAAAAUUAUGGCCCUGAGAUGUUGGCCCCUUCAAAUUUUGAAGAGGAAAAUAUAAGCUUACAUAAAAAAACAGAUUUAUCCAAAAGACCAUGUGAGCCCUUUGUACCGGUUCUUAACAAAGAUGGAUCCACAAUCCUUCAGUGGCCAUCAGAAAUGUUGAUUUAUACAACUACUCAACCAUCAAUUUCCUAUAGCUGUAAUCCUCUCUGUUUUGACUUCAAGGCCACUAAAUUAAACAACAAUCUAUAUAAAAAUAAGCUGCCCUUAAAUGAUCUUUCUUUUCAGCAGAAAGGAGAAGACAUUUGCAAGAGACCAGUUUCAGAAUGCAAGAACACAUCUGUUGUGGGACUCAUUGAUUAUGAUGUUGGAGGUAGCAGAAAUGAAUGCCCCCAAGUCACUCUUCCUUCGGUUGAUGAUACUCUCUUCAAUAGCUGUAAUUCUGGAAAAAAUGAGACUAUGGGUCUAAGGAAUAGAAAUAUUUCCUGUAGGAUCAGAAAAACAAAAAAACACAACUUAACCAAAAAUCAAAUGAAACAGGAUACUCCAGAUGAGAAAUAUAACAAAAUAAGGUUGAAAGAUACUCAUGAACACUGGUUCCAUAAAAGUAGAAGGAAGAAAAAAAGAAAAAAAUUAUGUCAGCAUCACCAUGGGGAGAAAACCAAAGAAUCAGAAAUUAGCUUCAAAAUGGAAUCAGAAAAUAGUUACACUGAUAUAACUAGGAAAAAUCUACUGGAAACAAUUUCAGAAAAGCACUGUCUAGCUGCAGAGCAAUUAUUGGACUCACAUCAGUUACCUGAUAAAAGGCCCAAAUCAUCUUCCAUAUACAUAAGUGACAAUGAAGAAAUGUGUAAAGCCCAGAACACUGAAUAUAAUAGUAAUGAUGCAAUCAGUUCUAAAAAUCACAGUACAAAGAACUCGGUUGUUUUAAAUAAACAACCCAAUCCAACAAUGAUACAUUCUGGGAAACAUAAUUUAACUUACUCCAGAACUUACUGUAGUUGGAAAGCCAAAAUGUCCAGCUGCAGUCAGGAUCACAGAUGCCUAGUUCUUCAAAACGACAUGAGCUGCCUGAGUCAGAACCAGGCUGUUAAAAGAGGUUAUAAUUCUCUCAUUAACGAAUCAGAAAGAUUCCAUCGAAAACGUAGACAACAUUCAUAUUCUUAUUCUUCAGAUGAAAGCUUAAAUCGACAGAAUUAUUUACCAGAGGAGUUUUGGAGACCACCACGGGCUUCUGCUCCCUAUAAGCCUAAAAGGAAGCGGAGGAGAAAAAGAAGUCGAUUCCAUAUGGGAAUGGAAGCUUUUGAACUCAGAGAGAACACCGAUUAUUCCAGGAAAGGCAAGUCUUCCUUAGGUCACCAGGAUGAGUUAGUAAGCCAAGACCAAAAAGGGGAAACAAAACCACAAGACACUGCGAACCCUGGGAAGAACUCAGACCAAACAGAUCAAGGAGAAGACGAGCAAAUUUUGCACCCGGGCAGUCCCCUUCCUCCUGAAGCCAGUGGAGGGGCUGAGCCUUUAGCGCUGGAAACCACUUCUGGGGCCUCGGCAGACACUUCCCACGAACACGCCACAUCUGUCCACGCAGCCAGCGCCCCAACGAAAAAAGAAAUGGACAAUGCCUUGCUGGAACACAAAGAAAGAAGUGAGGAUAUAAAUGUGCAGGAGAAGCCAAUUCCUUUCAAGGUGCCUCACCCUGAAAGGAACUUGAGGCAGCCGCAACCGAAAUCCCACCUGUGCCAUUAUGAACUGGCGGAGGCCCUCCCGCAAGGAAAGAUGAACGAGGCGCCGGCGGAGUGGCUGCGUUUUAAUUCGGGAAUCCUUCACACACAGCCGCCCUUACCGUUCAAGGAAGUCAGCGGUCACACCUUUGUAACCACGGAGCAAAUCCUGGCUCCCUUAGCUUUACCGGAACAGGCACUACUGAUCCCAAUAGAAAACCACGAGAAAUUCCGAAAUCUGCCCUGCGAGGUCUACCAGCACAUCCUCCCGCCCAACAUGCUGGCCAACAAGGUCAAAUUUACGUUUCCCGCAGCGGCUCUCCCACCCCCUAGCACACCUCUGCAGCCGCUGCCUCUGCAGCAGCCCUUCUGUUCUACCUCUGUAACCACGCUCCACCACGCGGUUCUGCAGCAGCACGCGGCCGCCGCCGCCGCCGCCGCAGCCGCCGCGGCCGCGGGGACCUUCAAAGUGCUUCAGCCCCACCAACAGUUUCUGUCCCAAGCGCCGGCUCUCACCAGAACAUCCUUACCUCAGAUCUCAGUAGGACCGGUCGGACCUCGGCUCUGUCCUGGGAACCAGCCACCUUUUGUUGCUCCUCCUCAGAUGCCAAUCAUCCCAGCUUCGGUUCUUCAUCCUAGCCAUCUGGCUUUCCCAUCUUUACCCCAUGCCCUCUUUCCUUCUCUGCUUUCCCCACACCCUACUGUCAUCCCACUACAGCCCCUCUUCUAGUCAUCGCCAUAGGAGGGAGAGAAAAUGUUCGUGUGAAAACGAUUGCUAUGUGCGUAAUGCUCAUCUACGUGGAUAAUUAAUUUCCUACUUAAAUGGUGGAAAUAAACUAGCCAAGAUACGGCCUCAUUGAUAUGAAAUCAUUUACUGUAAGUGUAAUGAUGCAAAUAAAUUCUUAAGUUUCUGAUAUAUAAUAUUAUUAAGGCACUGAAUAGUUUGCAAACCAAUACAAUAUAUGCUGUAUAUUAAGAUGGUGUCUUAAGAGUAUGUAUAAUGUACAUAAAAUAUAUUUAUAGUACUGUAAUUUAUGUUGUAAAGUAUGCUCCUUGUUUUUUUUUUUAACCUUUGUGUAUUUGCACCUAUUUAAUGUUUAGACAAAGCUGAUGGCACUACGUUUUGUACCAUGUUCCUUGAAAAUGUAAAUUCAGUGAAAUAUAUCUCUUGCAAUAAAUUUUUGUUAAGUAUUUAAGUAAAUCAAACUUUGUUUUAGUUCGUUUUCACUGUCCUGGGAAUGUAUAGUAACAGUAGGUUUUGGAUUUACAUUGUUUCUUCUGUACAUUGGCAUCUCUGAGUCUCAGAGGCUCAACAAAUUACAUUUGGAGCUCUAUCAAUACUUAAACUGUAAUACCUUCCUUCGGAAUAAGUAUAACAGGACCAUUUGUUUUUCUGUUUGUUCUAAUGUUGCUUAUACUCAGAGUUUACUAUAUUUCUUGAACAACUGGCCCUCUAGAUAAUAAACCAUGGAAAUUAUGUUAAAGUAAUGUUAGUAUUGAGGGGGGGAUAACUCAAAAAUAUGCAAGUACCUAGUAUUCUUUCAGGAACUGUGCAACAGCACUAGU